AACAUCAGUGUUAACGUGUUUGGCUACGAAAAUGGGGAAGUUGUUGGUCCUUACUACCUUACCAAAAAGAAUAAGCAUCAUCAUAUCAACUUGUUGUUAUUACAUAAUGGAGAACAAUUUCAUUACAUACAUAUUUUAGAUAUGUCACGGUUAUUGAGAAACCAGCUAACAAAACAUAUGAAUGCAACUCAUAUUUGUGAUGGAUGCCUACAACAUUUUACCACACAUAAAAUCCUUGAAGGACACAAGAAGGAAUGCGGAGGUGUUGUGACAAUUUUACCCGAAAAGGACAACAGCACAUUGAAAUUUAAAAAUUUUCAUAAAAAGGAGAGAGUGCCCUUUGUUGUAUAUGCUGAUGCAGAAAGUAUUUUGGAGGACGUUAGUUGGGGUACCAUUAACGGGAAAAAAACGGUAACGGUAAAAAAACAUAUACCAUGUGCAUUUAGUUAUAGUAUACAUUGUAGUUUAGAUAAUAAUUUAAAUAAGUUCAAAUCUUUUAGUGGUCCCAAUGCAGCCAAUGACUUCUUAGAAAAUCUUAUUAAAGAUUCUAAAUAUAUUUAUAAUAAUUAUUUAACGAAGACUAGACCAAUGAAUCGUUUGACACCCUUAGAAUUAGAGGACUUUGAUAGCAGUAGACUAUGUCACAUAUGUGAAAAAGAGUUAGGAAAUGAUAGAGUUAAAGACCAUUGCCAUUUAACAGGUAAAUAUCGAGGGGCUGCACACAAUAGUUGCAAUUUAGAAUAUCGUGUUGCCCGUUUUGUCCCAAUUCUUUUUCAUAAUUUCUCAUCAUACGACUGUCAUCUUUUCAUCAAAGAGUUAGUCAGAUUUGGAGGUGAUAUCAGCGUUAUUCCUCUAAAUAAAGAAAAAUACGUGUCCAUGUCAUAUUUUGUUAAAACGAAAGAGUUCGCAAGCACUUUAGAUGACAAUUCUAUUCAUUCUGAAAAAAGAGAGAAAAAUGCACCUAACCUAGAAUUAAGAUUCUUAGACAGUUUUAGGUUUAUGUCAGCAAGUUUGGAUAGUUUAGCGAAAAAUCUUCCGCCCUCUGAAUUUAAGGCAGUGAGAACACAAUUUCCAAAUGAUGCCGACUUUAACCUUAUGACUAGAAAGGGUGUUUUUCCGUAUGAAUAUAUAUCUUCUUUCAACAAAUUAUUAGAAAAUCAAUUGCCCUCCAGAGAAGAAUUUCAUAAUAAGUUGACAGAUAGUGAGUGUUCAUUAGAGGACUAUGAACAUGCAUUGCGUGUUUGGAACCACUUUAAUUGUCAGACUCUUAAAGAUUAUUUAGAAUUGUAUCUAAAAACAGAUGUUUUGCUUUUGGCUGACAUAUUCGAAAAUUUCCGUGAUCUAUGCAUACGAGUUCAUAAACUUGAUCCAUGCCAAUAUAUAACAGCUCCUUCACUGUCUUGGGAUGCCAUGCUGCUUUGUACUGGGGUUGAACUUGAGCUUUUUACAGACAUUAAUAUGUAUAAUUUUUGUAAAAAUGGUAUUAGAGGAGGGCUAACUCAAUGUUCAACUAGACACUCUGUCGCCAAUAACCCUAGUAUGUCAAAUUAUGAUCAGAGUAAACCUGACGUUAAUAUUUACUACUUAGAUGUUAAUAAUUUGUAUGGAAUGGCUAUGACUCAAUAUCUCCCAAUAAAGGAUUUUAAGUGGGUAGAAGAGGAAGAACUGGAAAAGUUUAAUGACAUUAAUAAAAUAUUAUCAAUUCCGGAUGAUUCUCCAACUGGUUUCAUUUUCGAUGUAGAAAUCGAAUAUCCAGCCAAUCUUCAUGAUAUACAUAAUGAUUUACCCUUUUGCCCUGAAAACAAAUGUAUUGGGGGAUCCAAGACCAAAAAACUAAUUGCAGAUUUUUCAGACAAAAAGUCUUACACCAUUCAUUAUAGAGUUUUAAAGCAGUGUUUGAAACAUAACUUAAUACUUAAAAAAGUAAAUAGAUGUUUAUCAUUCACUCAAUCUAAUUGGCUGGAAAAAUAUAUUAUGAAAAAUAAUAAUCUUCGAGCCAAAGCUACAAAUGCUUUUGAAAAAGAUUUAUACAAAUUAUUCAAUAAUUCAGUUUACGGAAAAACAAUGGAAAAUGUUGACAAAAGGAAAAUUGUUCAGAUUAGAACUCAUUGGGAGUCACAUGGAAAACGAUUGGGUGCUAGAGAUUUUAUUUCAAAACCAAAUUUCCAUAGUUUAUCACAAUUUUCGGAAGAUAUGGUGGCGAUUGAAAUGAAUAAGGUCAAAGUAAAGUAUGAUAAACCCAUUUAUUUAGGAUUCUGCGUUUUAGAGAUAUCCAAAUGGGUGAUGUAUGAUUUCCUAUACGACUUUUUAAAAGUAAAGUUUGGAAAUGAUUUCAUACUGAACUAUAUGGAUACCGAUUCGUUUAUAUUAACAUUUUUUGGUCGAGACCUUUAUCGAGAACUAACACUAGACGACAUAAAGGCACGAUUCGAUACAUCUGAUUUCUCUCCAUCUAACGUUUAUAAACUACCGCUUCUUAAUAAAAAGGUUAUAGGUAUGAUGAAAGAUGAGAACGCAGGUAAAACUAUGACUGAGUUUGUCGGUCUUCGACCAAAAAUGUAUGCCAUUAAAGUGAGUGAUAGCGAAGAAGUAAAAAAAUCUAAGGGUGUCAAAAAAUGUGUAUUAAAGAAAUAUACAAUUGAUACGUACAGAGAUUGUCUGUAUAAUAAACAAAAUUAUUUUAAUAGCAUGUACACAUUUAGAUCAAGGAAACAUGAUGUAUAUACAGAUAGGAUAACCAAAGUUUGUCUUAGUUUUCAAGAUGACAAACGGUUUAUUAGGGAAGAUGGUAUACAUACGUAUGCUUGGGGACACUACAGGAUUAACGAGGACUUUACAGAUCUAAGCAAUUUACAUUCAACAAUCCCAAUGGAUGUAGAUUUGGACCUCAAUGAAUUACAAAAUUCAAACUUAGGUACAAUAGAUGAGGUUUUAGACUUUGCUAGUAACAAUGGGAAUACAUCUCCCAUGAAUGUAGAAAAUAUAUUACCAAAUUUUGGCGCAUUAAACUCAUUAGACUUAGCACAUAUACCACUAUUAGAUUUGAAUUUAAAUAUUAAUGAUAUACAUAACAUAGAAUUACCUUCGCCAAUAGAAGAACAAUCUAUUUUUAAUAUGCUAAAUUAA
Messenger RNA from Musca domestica (house fly), 3126 nucleotides. RefSeq lists its product as uncharacterized. The transcript has 2 exons. The record is from RefSeq and is a predicted model, not a curated record. The coding region runs from base 142 to 3126 and encodes 994 amino acids. Gene Ontology annotation, molecular function: nucleotide binding; DNA-directed DNA polymerase activity; DNA binding. Gene Ontology annotation, biological process: DNA replication. Lineage: Eukaryota; Metazoa; Arthropoda; Insecta; Diptera; Muscidae.